Messenger RNA from Rhodotorula toruloides NP11, 2535 nucleotides. Its product is annotated as O-acetyltransferase. The record is from RefSeq and is a predicted model, not a curated record. The transcript is spliced from 8 exons. Bases 1 to 2535 code for a protein of 844 amino acids. NCBI's taxonomy places the organism in Eukaryota, Fungi, Basidiomycota, Microbotryomycetes, Sporidiobolales, Sporidiobolaceae.
AUGGCUGCGAACGGUUCGGGCGCAGACAAGCCUGCGCCCAAGAAGGAGUGGUUCCCGACUCGCUCGUUUCACGGCAGCUUGAUCGCGCUCGUCCUCGCCCUCGCCGUCUUCCGGUUCUUCAUUCAAGACAGCGGCGAUCGGCAUCACUGCAAGGCCUUGCUGAACGAGGGACGAUGGCUCGACGACAAGCACACGAGCUGGCAGCCCGACGGUUGCAUGCUGCAUCCGUACACGCCGAAGCAGGUCGGGCAGUGCUUGGAAGGACGGAGCGUGGUGUUCAUCGGCGACUCGACUGUGCGACAGGUCUUCUACGCAACCGUCAAGCACGCCGAUAAGAAUAUCGACACGAAGGCCGACAAGCACACAGACCGGACGUUCAUGGCGGGCGGCAUUCAGUUCUCCUUCUACUGGGACCCUUUCCUGAACGGAACUCGCGCAACGCAACUCUUCGAAGGAACCCUCGGCUCGGCGACUGGCCACGGCACGCCUACCCUCGCAGUCAUCGGCAGCGGCAUCUGGUACCUGCGGCAUCCGAACUCGGGCGGCAUCGACGUCUGGGACCGACGAAUCGACACCCUCUUCGCCGCAACUCGCCCUUCCCUUCCCGCCAUUGCCGACGAGGUCAUCCUCCUUCCCGUCGAGAAUGCCAUCGAGUCGCGUCUGUCGCCUGAACGAGCGGCGACCGUUCACCACGACGACAUCCAGAAGAUGAACGAGCUCCUCGACGCCAAGCUGCGUGAUGCGGCGACUUCGCCCGGAACCGGCACUGGCGGGAUCGCAGUUCCUCGCUCCUUCAACCGCGUCAUCGAAGGGCUCGAUGACGAGACGGUCGACGGCCUGCACUUUUCCGACACGAUCAGCAAGGUCCAGGCGAGCAUCCUCCUCAACUUGCGGUGCAACGACGCGCUGCCGAAGAAGUUCCCCUUCGACAAGACGUGCUGCUUUCAGUAUCCGACGCCGAACUGGGUUCAGGCGCUCUUGCUCCUCGUGCUCGUCGCGUACGGUCCCGCAGGACUCUACUUCUACUCUCGCUCCGACACAGCACCCAUCGUCUACCGUUUCUUCCCCGACCAAAAGUACCUGCUGCCCUUCACCAUCUUCGGCUUCUCCACGACACUCCUCUUCGUCGCCGACCGCACCAACCUCUUCCUUAAGGAGAACAAGCAGUACGACGCCUUGACCUUCGUCGUCCUCUGCCUCCUCACCGUCGUCGCCGGCGUGGUGACGAUGAAGCCGCCUGAGAAGGACCUCGGCUUCCUCAACCGCGACCAGACGGACGAGUGGAAGGGCUGGAUGCAGAUCGCAAUCCUGAUCUACCACUACCUCGGCGCAAGCAAGAUCAGCGGCAUCUACAACCCGAUCCGCGUCCUCGUCGCCGCGUACCUGUUCAUGACAGGCUACGGCCACCUGAGUUUCUUCCUCAAGAAGGCCGACUUUGGUUUCGCCCGAGUCGCCAACAUCCUCGUCCGCCUCAACCUCCUCACCGUUGUUCUCGCCUACCUCAUGGACACAGACUACCUCAGCUACUACUUCUCGCCGCUCGUUACGAUCUGGUUCGGCAUCAUCUGGGUCACGCUCUGGGCCGGGCACAAGUACAACGACAAGCCGGCGUUCCUCCUCACCAAGCUCAUCGUCGCGGCCUGUCUUACUGCGGCAUUCUUCGAGAUCCCCGGCCCGCUCGAGAAGACGUUCGAGGUGAUCAAUACGGUCUUUGCGACGAGUUGGAACGCCGGCGAGUGGCGGUUCCGCCAGACGCUCGACAUGUGGAUCGUGUGGGUUGGCGCGUUCACCGCCUACGCGUUCAUCAAGAUCAAGGAGUACCGUGUCACGGACGACCUGCGAUGGCCUCAAUGGCAGCGCUGGACGAUCAUCGCCUCGGCCGUGACGAUGGCGGGCUACUUCGUCUUUGAGCUGACGAGGGAGAGCAAGUUCGUCUACAACGCUUACCACCCUUACGUCUCGAUCCUCCCCGUCCUGGCGUGGUGCGUCUUGAGGAACGCGACGCCUUUCCUGCGCUCGACCAGCUCCAAAUUCUUCAUCUUUUUCGGACAAUGCUCGCUCGAGACGUUCAUCAUCCAGUUCCACCUCUUUAUCGCCGGCGACACUCGCGGUAUCAUCAUGAUGAUUCCUGGCGGCGCAUGGCUUCGCCCGGUCAACUUCGUCGUCACCUCGCUCGUCUUCGUCUUCAUUUCGAACCAGGUCGCCAUCGCGACCGGCGUCUUGACCUCGAUGAUCUGCUACGUCCCCAAGCCCGCUCCCGGCUCCUCCGCCCGCCUCCCCUCCUCAACCCGCGAAGCGAUCCCCUCCCUCCCCUCCUCCGCAACGAUCGCCUCGUCGCACCCCGGCUCAGGCGAAUACGUCGCGCUGUCAACCAUGGCAGACGGGGACAAGGGCAUGGGCGAUGGGUUGGCGGGCUUGGAUGCGAGAGACGGGUGGGCGAGUAAGGUUGGCAGAGUGGUGGUGACGGAUUUGAGGGUCAGGUUUGCGGCGAUUUUGGCGGGGUUGUGGGUACUGAACGUCGUUUACCCGGCAUGA